This is a messenger RNA of Mycena indigotica, 1617 nucleotides long. Its product is annotated as O-methylsterigmatocystin oxidoreductase. The record is from RefSeq and is a predicted model, not a curated record. The transcript is spliced from 12 exons. The coding region runs from base 1 to 1617 and encodes 538 amino acids. Gene Ontology annotation, molecular function: monooxygenase activity; heme binding; oxidoreductase activity, acting on paired donors, with incorporation or reduction of molecular oxygen. NCBI's taxonomy places the organism in Eukaryota, Fungi, Basidiomycota, Agaricomycetes, Agaricales, Mycenaceae.
AUGGAAACGCUACCUGGUUUACUUCUCGGAUUCGGGGUUGCUCUCAUCUUUGUCCACUGUGCGAAGAGCGCAUUGCAGAAGGCGUCAAAUCUUCCUUAUCCACCUGGACCUCGUCCACUUCCUAUCUUAGGCAAUAUUCGCCAGGCUCCAGCAUCUUUCCCGUGGCUCACAUAUCAAGAAUGGGCACGCCCGAUCGUUCAUUUCCAGGCGUUCAAUAACCACACCAUCAUCAUUAAUUCAGCAACAGUGGCCAACGACUUGUUGGAGAAACGUUCUCAAAUCUAUAGCGACCGCCCUCAAAUUCCUAUGACCACAAUGAUGGGAUGGGAUUUCGCGCUUGGAUUCAUACCAUAUGGUUCGAGAUGGAGGCAAUACCGACGAAUUCUGCAUCAAUACCUCCGUCGUGAGGCGUCCUUGGAUUAUCGAGCUAUCGAGUUGAAGAAAAUUCAUGACAUGCUUCGCCUUUUUCUCGUCAGCCCUACCGAUUUUUACGCUCACAUUCGCAGUCUUGCUGCCGCAAUUAUCAUGUCGACUGUUUACAACUACGACAUCAAGCCAACAAACGACCCAUUCGUAGACUUGGCUGAGGCAUCAUUACAACGCCUUGGGGCAUCGGUAUUUCCUGGUGCUAUGUUCGUUAAUUUGCUCCCUUGGCUUCGUCACUUCCCGGGUUGGCUUCCCGGGUUUGGGUUCCAAGCCUUUUGUGCAGACACGAGAGUUUUGACCCAACGAAUGACUCGAGAUCCCUACGUGUAUGCUCAACAGAACAUGCUUGAAGGGCGAGACACUUCAUCCAUGGUCGCAAAGAUUCUUGCAUCUGGAAAAGCACAGGGCGACUCAAAGAUUAUAGCAGAAGUGGCGGGUGUUGCCUUUGCUGCUGGAGCCGAUACGACGGUGUCAGCUGUUACCACCUUUAUUCUCGCAAUGGCCACCAAUCCCGAUAUUCAAAGAAAGGCUCAAGUAGAAAUCGAUAAUGUUGUUGGGUCACAUCGACUGCCCGAUUUCUCCGACAGAGAAGAGCUGCCAUAUAUCGAGGCUGUCUAUCGUGAAGUCCUUCGAUGGAGACCUGUUUCGUCCUUUCGGUUCCUAAGAGAUUGCUUGCUGCUUACUAGUCUCCAGGGUCAGAGCUCCAUGCCCAACUACAAGGUUAUAACUUUUCUGCAGGGGCCACGGUCAUUCCGAAUAUUUGGUUUGCUCGAACUCGUUGUUGUCGUGGAUGGAGAUAAUACUCUUUUUAGGGCCAUGUGUCACGAUGAAUCGAUAUAUCCCGAGCCCGACAAAUUCAAGCCGGAGAGAUUCCUUUCCGACAACGGAAAAGUGACGAGUGAUCCUCGAAUGAAUAUCAUGGCGUUUGGGCACGGUCGUCGUGUCUGCGUAGGCCAACAUCUCGCCGACGACUCUGUUUGGGCUUCAAUCGUCUCUAUCCUCUCUGUAUUCAACAUUGCCAAAGCACGUGACUCUUCCGGGAAGGAGAUCGAUAUUCCUGGCGGGUAUAGUGACUUGUUGAUCAGUCACCCCGAACCAUUCGAUUGUGCAAUCACGCCGCGGUCUUCGAAAACGCAGACGUUGAUUGAGGAUACGGCGAACAGAGAUUACUCAGAUACUGUGCGAAGUUGA